Armigeres subalbatus is the source of this 631-nucleotide messenger RNA. RefSeq names its product adult-specific cuticular protein ACP-20-like. Lineage: Eukaryota; Metazoa; Arthropoda; Insecta; Diptera; Culicidae. The transcript has 2 exons. The record is from RefSeq and is a predicted model, not a curated record. Gene Ontology annotation, cellular component: extracellular matrix. Bases 29 to 568 code for a protein of 179 amino acids.
CAGUGGCAGAGCUAACAGGUCUCGUCGAAUGGAAAUGUUCGAAUUCGUUACGGUUGGGUUGGCCCUGGUGGCAGUUUCCUGCGCUUACGAGCAACAUGGAUUCGUCAGCGAGGUGAAACAUAUCCCGUACAAGUGGUACGGUGGUAUUCAAGGCGGAAUCGGAGGCGGAUUGGGAUACGGUGGUAUUCAGGGAGGAUAUGGCGGUGGAAUUGGCUUGGGCGGCGGACUGGAAGGAGGCUGGAAGCAAGGUGGUGAGGACUACUACUCAUAUCCGAAGUACAAGUUCGCAUAUGGAGUGAAGGACUACAAAACGGGUGAUCACAAGAGCCAGUGGGAAACGCGUGAUGGAGAUGUCGUGAAGGGCGAGUACACCCUGGAUGAGGCUGACGGAACCAAACGUAUCGUUGAAUACUACGCCGAUGGCAAGAACGGUUUCGAAGCUAAGGUCAAGAACAUUGGACACGCCAUCCAUGAAGGUGGAUUGGGUGGUGGACAGGAGCUGGGAGGAUAUGGCGGUGGCUACCACGGAUUGGGCUACAGCUACAGUAAGCUAAACAAGUACAACUGAGCUUGGAUUGGCUAGAUUUUGACUGAUAGAAAUGUGAUACGCUAAUUUGAUACAAAUAUACUA